This is a messenger RNA of Rotaria socialis, 546 nucleotides long. Lineage: Eukaryota; Metazoa; Rotifera; Eurotatoria; Philodinida; Philodinidae. The record is from the annotation of a GenBank genome assembly.
AUGUCUUCAGUACAUACGACGAGUGCUGUUAGAUCAUCAUCAUCAUCAUCAUCAAUAGUAUCCGAUGCAACAUUAACACAAAAUGACCUUGCUAAUAAUUCGUCAAAUCUUCGGUAUGAAAAUCGUGAUCAUUUUCAAUCGAUAUUUACUAAUGAUUCUCGGUUUUUCGAUACGAGUCUUCAUCUAUAUAAAUCCUAUGCUGCACUAGGUUAUAUCCAAUCAAAUGCGCACGAUAAUAAAAACAUUCCUGUUCCUAUUUUAACAGCAGGUUCGCAUGGACGUAGACAUCGCAUGAAAGCACGAUUGUUAAAUUUAACUAAUAAUACGGAUACUUCAAAGGGAGCUAUCAAAGCUUUUUUGACACCCACAUUAUUGAGAAAAACUGAUAAUUCAGAUCGUCAUCAAUCUAAUUCAAUUGCUGCUCCCAAUGGUACAAAGGAUCAUUCUCAGAAAUCUUCAAUGCUCAUUCAAUAUCAACGGCCGUCGGUGUCGACUCAGAACAAUACUACAAUCGAGGAGCCUGACAUAAUCAUAACACGAUUAUGA